Messenger RNA from Hylaeus volcanicus, 828 nucleotides. RefSeq names its product 40S ribosomal protein S9 (gene RpS9). The record is from RefSeq and is a predicted model, not a curated record. Gene Ontology annotation, biological process: positive regulation of translational fidelity; translation. Gene Ontology annotation, cellular component: cytosolic small ribosomal subunit. Lineage: Eukaryota; Metazoa; Arthropoda; Insecta; Hymenoptera; Colletidae. The coding region runs from base 137 to 718 and encodes 193 amino acids. The transcript is spliced from 4 exons. Gene Ontology annotation, molecular function: rRNA binding; structural constituent of ribosome.
UUCGACAUUUCCGGAAGGGGCGCUGCGUUCACUUCACAAAUUCAUUUCCGUUCAACGAUCUCGUCACUCGGCCAUUUCCAUUUCAAUCGCAACGUGGUGUGGUCGUUGUACUUGUACAGGUUAACGACUGCACAAGAUGGUAAACGGACGAAUUCCGUCAGUCUUUUCGAAGACUUAUGUCACACCUAGGAGACCUUACGAAAAGGCUCGUCUUGAUCAAGAAUUACGAAUUAUCGGUGAAUAUGGUCUUCGUAACAAGCGAGAAGUAUGGAGGGUUAAAUACACCCUGGCAAAUAUCAGGAAAGCUGCUCGUGAGCUUCUUACUUUAGAAGAAAAGGAUCCUAAACGUCUGUUCGAAGGAAAUGCUCUUUUGCGACGUUUGGUAAGAAUCGGUGUAUUGGACGAAAGCCGCAUGAAGCUCGAUUACGUUCUCGGUUUGAAAAUCGAGGAUUUCUUGGAAAGGCGUCUUCAAACACAAGUAUUCAAAUUGGGACUGGCCAAGUCUAUUCAUCAUGCUCGCGUACUCAUCCGUCAACGUCACAUUCGAGUGCGCAAACAAGUGGUGAACAUUCCAUCUUUCAUCGUACGUUUAGAUUCGCAAAAGCACAUUGACUUCUCGCUGAAGUCGCCGUUCGGAGGUGGCAGACCCGGUCGUGUAAAGAGGAAGAAUCUGCGUAAGGGAAGUGGAGGAGCUGCUCCAGAGGAGGAAGAAGAUUAAACCAUAUUUUGAUGUAAUACUUUUAUUAAAGUAUGCUUUGACUAUUAAAACAUCUUUGUAAUUAUGAUUUGACCCAACUUCUUCCUUCUAAUAAACGUUUUGAAUCUGCA